This is a messenger RNA of Tyto alba (common barn owl), 2007 nucleotides long. It is a transcript of the gene TRMT6, whose product is annotated as tRNA methyltransferase 6 non-catalytic subunit. Gene Ontology annotation, biological process: tRNA methylation. Gene Ontology annotation, cellular component: tRNA (m1A) methyltransferase complex; nucleus. Lineage: Eukaryota; Metazoa; Chordata; Aves; Strigiformes; Tytonidae. The record is from RefSeq and is a predicted model, not a curated record.
GCCUUGUCGCUGGCCGGCCAAGGGAGCGCAGGCGCAGUCCCCGACCCCCCUGUUUCCCCCCACCUCCCCCCCCACGCGACGGCGGUGCGCACGGCGAUGGCGGGCGGGCUCGGCUCGGGCCCGCGCAUUCGUGAGGGGGAUUGCGCUGUCCUGAAGCGGGAUGAUGUUUUCAAAGCGGUUCCCGUGCUACGGCGGAGAAAAAUAAUUUUUGAGAAGCAGUGGUUCUAUCUGGAUAAUGCCAUUGGACAUAUUUAUGGAACUACAUUUGAAGUAACCAGUGGUGGAAACCUUCAGCCAAAGCAAGAGUUGGAAGAGACUACCACAGAAACAAAAGAAGCAGGUACAGAUAAUCGUAACAUAGUUGACGAUGGAAAGUCUCAAAAACUGACUCAUGAUGACAUAAAGGCUUUGAAGGACAAGGGUAUUAAAGGACAGGAAAUAGUUCAACAGUUAAUAGAGAACAGUACAACAUUCAGAGACAAAACAGAAUUUGCUCAAGAUAAAUACAUAAAGAAGAAGAAAAAGAAAUAUGAGGCAGUUAUUACAAUUGUGAGACCGUCCACUCGCAUUCUUUCAACAAUGUAUUAUGCAAGGGAACCUGGAAAAAUCAACCACUUGCGAUAUGACACCCUAGCUCAGAUGUUGACUUUAGGAAACAUCCGUGCUGGCAACAAGAUGAUUGUAAUGGAAACAUGUGCAGGCCUUGUGCUGGGCGCGGUGAUGGAGCGAAUGGGAGGCUAUGGAUCCAUUAUUCAGAUGUAUCCAGGAGGGGGACCUGUUAGAGCUGCUACCAGUUGUUUUGGAUUUCCAAAACCUUUUUUCGAUAAUCUUCAUGAAUUUCCUCUCAGCAAAGUGGAUAGUCUCCUCUCUGGGACAUUUUCUACAGAGACUCUGCCUUCAGAACCUGAAGAUAACACGCUAGUGGAACAAGAAAGCAAUGGAUUGGGUGAUGAGAAGCAGACUUCCCUACAGGAAACAGAAGAGGAAUCUGCUACUGAAGCACCUAUGGAGAUCAACCAAACAGAAGAGCAAGAAACGAUGGACAUUAAUGCUGAAGAUGUAGACUUUAAAGAGAACAAAGAAAAAGAAAAGGAAAAUGUUCGGGAAAAGCAAAGAAAACAAUGGGAGAGAAGGAAAAAGCUAAUAGAAACUGCUGCUUUGUUGAGAGAGAAGAAUGCUGAUGGCUUAAUUGUAGCCAGCAAGUUUCAUCCCACUCCUUUAUUACUUUCUUUACUGGAAUUUGUUGCUCCUUCAAGGCCUUUUGUUGUCUACUGCCAGUAUAAAGAGCCAUUAUUAGAAUGUUACACAAAGCUGAGGGAACGAGGCGGUGUUAUUAACCUAAAGCUGUCUGAAACCUGGCUACGAAACUACCAGGUCUUACCGGAUCGAAGCCAUCCAAAGCUGACGAUGAGUGGAGGUGGAGGGUACCUUCUAUCUGGUACAACUGUUGUCUUGGAUAAGGGCAAAUCUGAUUCCAGUAAUUUAGAAGCGCUGAAUGAAGAGCCGUCAACUAAAAGAUGCAAAGUUCAAGACCUUCCUUGUUAACAUUUGAAGAAUUGCUUUGAUUUUUAGAUCUCAGGAGUCUUACUGUUAGUAAAACAACAAGUAUACUUUCUGUGCUCUUGACAGCACAGAAAUUGUACCUGUCACACACCUGUCAGCAAAAAGCAGCAGAACUGUGUGGUAGGAAGGAUUGUCUCACUCUGAACCAGUUUCCAUGAUCAGAAUAAGAAAAACCCUUGGAAGCAAAAAUCCCCCUGAAAACGCACUGACUUCAGAAGAAGAGGAAGCAUCAUUCUGAUUGCUUGUUGCCAGAAGUGGAUAUGACGAAGGCAUCUUUUUAAAGGUCGAGCCCAAAUCAAGACAUCUAACUUAGCUUCCCGUUCUCUCAGAGCAGCAUCAGGGUGAAACAUCCUACGUGGUGAUCUGCUCCUUAUUUGGACACCGAACCCAGCCACGUUUAGUAACGUGAGGAAGUGGAAUGAACUGCAAAAAUGCUACACUUUU